This is a messenger RNA of Kalmanozyma brasiliensis GHG001, 1875 nucleotides long. RefSeq lists its product as uncharacterized. NCBI's taxonomy places the organism in Eukaryota, Fungi, Basidiomycota, Ustilaginomycetes, Ustilaginales. The transcript has a single exon. Bases 1 to 1875 code for a protein of 624 amino acids. The record is from RefSeq and is a predicted model, not a curated record.
AUGCUCGUCCCUCUGCUCGUCUCGUCGAUAGCAGCCGGUCUGCUCUCCGUCACCACCUACUUUCCUUACAAGAACCACCUCAAGCUUCACGGUGACACCCUCGACAAGGCGGCUCUCUCUUCGAACCAUCUGCUCAACAUCGAAAAUUGCUAUCCCAUCUCAACACGGUUGCCACACGAGCCAGCUGCGUCUGUCGAGCCUCAGUUCUGCGAGGAUGUCGUUCUGGAUCAACGCUCCGGUAUGGCGUAUCUCAGCUGCGACCCCACCAGGCUGACCUGGGAUGCUCGCGCAGGCAUCUACGAGGACGGCAGCGACAAGCUCGCCUCGGAGUACGGCACGCCCGCUAUCUGGGCCUGGGACACACACAAACGCGGUCUCGCUCGCAAGCUCUACAUCUCGCUCCCGCCCCCCGAGUAUCCCAUCCAGCCACCCGCCGAUUUGCGCUCCACCUUUCACCCGCUCGGCAUCGCAGUCACUGCAUCGCACCCUUACUUUGUCGAAGAGGUGGAUGAGGGGGUCGAGCCUCGACCGCCGCCGCCUGCGAACCUGGUCAUUGUCGCCAACAAGCCCUACGCCGAUCGCCCCGGUGUGGUCGACAUCUUUGUCCACGAUCUCGACAAGAUCGGUCGCAAGGACCAUGCGACGCUGCGCUGGCUCAAGCGCGUCGAGGGCGAGGCACUCACCGGCACCCACGUCGAUAUGGAUACACCCUUCAAAGUGGACCCUUUCCGCAUCGCCGUCUUCGAAGAGCAGUACUCGCAGCCCUUCGACCGCGACUACCCAGAGCCGCAGCAUGUCCGGGACAAUCCCGACCACCUGGCCGGAUUCCAUGAUGACGAUGUUGCGGGCAAGGCGUUGCGUUCUAUCCGCAUCCCCAGCUUCUUCGUCACCUCCCUCCCCGAUCGAAGCGGUUCAUCUGUGGCCAAAGGGCGAUCUUCGCUCUUCUCAGCCGUCUGGCAGCCCGUCGCCUCGCUUUUGUCUUCGCACUACUCGCUCAGCAGCGACCCAACCACGCGAAAGGUCUUCCUCCACCAUUCGUCGAUCAACAAGACGCUGUCCGUUCGACUCGACGGUACCGACCCGGAGCAAUGGGAAGGGUUCCCACCGCUCCUCCAGACUUGGAACGGAGGAGGCAAGGCCGCUGGCGCCAACUCGUCCGCUACCGCGCUCUACAUCCCUUCGCUCGGGGCGGAUUCGGCCAAGGUGCAAGAGUGGGAGCAGCAUUGGGUCCGAGGUAUCGCAGGUGGUAUUCGGGAUCACAACGUCCUCCACAAAUCCACCACCUCCGAUGGGCAGCCGAACAACCUGCUGCGCAUUUACAAGACGUAUACGCCUUCGUUCGUGCAGUUCUUUGCGGCCGAGCACGAGAUGCCGGUGAGGGCGAUGGUGGUGGAUCCGCAUGGACGAACGUGGACUGCUGGCAACCCGUCCACUCGUGCGGUCGAAGACUGGCUCGCCUUCCAGCGCGAUGAACGGAGGAGACGCUUGGGACUUCCUGUCUCGAGCGGGACGUUGUCCAGUUCAGAUCGACCCCCAAGACCAGCGGGUAGGAUCGAUCAGACCACCUACGUCUUCCGUCACUUUGGUAGCGUCGUCGCCCACCCUUGGGAGUCGGACAAGCUCAAACUCAAGAAGCAAAAAGGCGUCUUCCUGCGUAAAGAGUUUCAUACGUUUAAUGUGUUCAAGAGUCCGCAGGAGACCAAGGCCGAGAGCGAGAGUAGAAGUGAGGAGGAGGAGCGAAAACGUGGAUUCUUGCCCACCGUACCGACAGGGUUGGCGGUGGAUAUUAAGCGCAAACUGCUGUAUGUUGCGGGUGCGUAUGAGGAGCGCGGUGUGGCUAUCUGCAAGCUUCCCGAGGACUGGAUCGAGGCGUAG